Messenger RNA from Lymnaea stagnalis (great pond snail), 9736 nucleotides. Lineage: Eukaryota; Metazoa; Mollusca; Gastropoda; Lymnaeidae. The record is from the annotation of a GenBank genome assembly.
GAAUUAGUUUCCAAAGCCAAAUUAUUUUCACGGUUUGUUCACAAAUAAAUAAAAUUAAUGAAUGUUUAGAAUAAAUAAAAUUCUACAUUUAAAUUGAAAAUAAAAACGGAUUGAAAUCAGUUUUAGUUAAAAAUUUAUCAUAAAUUAUUUCUAAAUUAAUUAGCCACAAAUUGUAAAUCAUAAUAUAUUAAGAUAAAAAUUAUACGUUUUCUGCCUGUAGCCUGUAAGUAUUUCAUCAUCUUCAUCUUGCAUAUCAUUAGUUAUAAUUUCUUCAUUUAUCCUGCAUCUCAUAGUUAUAAUUUCUUCAUCCAUCUUGCAUCUCAAAGUUAUAAUUUCCUGACAAGAAUUACAUUUAUUAUCACUGGACACCAUUUGGAAUACACAUUAUGGUUAAUUCUAUUGUUUUUAGUAAACAGAAAUACUCUCUCCCCAAAUAAAAUAAAUGGCAAGGCACAGAGUUGAUGCUUAACGAGUCUACUGCUUAAUUUAAAUGCACCUUGUUACUUUCUUUAAAUGUAAAAAAGUAUUUGUACUUUUUGUGACAUGACAGUGUUUAUAUAAAUGUUUCAUCUUUGUUUCUAUUUUUUUUUUUUUUUUUGUUAUGAAGACUAUCAAUAUCUUUUUUAAGGUAUAGUGACCAAAUUUUCAAAGAGUUUUUUUUUGGUUUUUUUUUUUAUUUGCCAUUAUUUUUGAUUGUUAUUUUUUUUAAUGUUAAAAAAGUAUUUGUACUUUUUUUGAUAUGACAGUGUUUAUAUAAAUUUUUCAUCUUUGUUUCUAUUUUUUUUUUUUUUUUGGUAUGAAGACUAUCAAUAUCUUUAUUAAGGUAUAGUGACCAAAUUUUCAAAGAGUUUUUGUUUGGCUAUUUUUAUUAUUUGCCAUUAUGUUUGGCAUGUCUUUAGCUGCUCAAGCUUGGGCUCUGCAAUCACCUCUGGCUUAGAUUAUACACAAGUUAUAAGUUGAUACAUUAUAGGUGUGCCUGUUAAUCACUUGUGAACCAGGUGAUCCGGACUUUUUACAUAGACCCUAUUUUUAUUUGGUUUACGGUGGAGGAAGAGAGUUCAGAUCAAAUUUAAAAAAGUGUGUGCUUCAUGGUUGUUACUAGCAUAUUUUAAAUAAAUGUUCACAGGCACCUAGCCAGUAGGAUAGUGGGGGCACAUUUCCUAGGAUGUAAAGUUUAAAGGCACUUGACUGACUUGAAAAACAAUUCAUUUAUACCCUGAUGAAAUAGUUUCAAAUCCUUGCCAGAGUAGCUUAAAAUGGCCAUUUUUUGGAAGGUGGGUAAGGAUCAUUUUGAAAUAAGUUCAGUGAUUUAUUAUUCAAUGUUUUACAUUUCAUCAAAUAAUAAUAGAGCAAGGCCCGGGGGAAUUCACCCAAAAGAUACAAAUAAAAGUUAGCUCUUUUCACUGUUUGAAAGGCUAUAUAACCGUAUAAGAUGUGCAAUAAUAGGACAAAUGAUUUGUAAUGAGAAAUGUAAAAACGAAUUUAAAAAAUGUACAUAAAUUAAGUAGAUAAAUGAGACAAUAAUAGGACAAAUGAUUUGUAAUGAGAAAUGUAAAAACGAAUUUAAAAAAUGUACAUAAAUUAAAUAGAUAAAUGAGACACAAACAAUUUAUGAAUGUUAAAUAAAAAAAUAUAGGUUAAAGUUUAAAAAUAUAAAAUUGCACAUAAUACAAAUGCUAAUGUUUGGGCAAAUGCCCUCAUCAGUAAAACAAUACAAAAAAAAAACAAAAUAAAAAACAAUAUUCAUAUAAGUAUAAAUUAAAUUUACAUAAUACAUACCUAAUAUUAAUACCUACAUGAAUUUACAAUUUUAGGCAUUAUUUAAGUGCUGUUAAAUUCUUUUCAGAACAAAGAGAAGAAUGCACAAUUCAAACCAUUUCUGGAGUGCAGUGCCUUAAAGUUUGUCAGCUCCACAUGGAAGUUUAGACUUCACAUGGUGAGCUGACAUACACACCUGGUAAGUUUUAUUUACACUUAUUAGUGUUGAUGGAAAUAAAAGCAGCAAAUUCUUCAGUAAGCUUGCUUUUAUUAAACUAAAAUCUAGCAGAUUUAAUUUCACCAGUUAAAAAUGGACCUCACAUUCACAAGUUUUGUUUGGAACCAAUUUUUCUUCUUAACAUAAAAAAAAAAAAAAAGUUGCUUGAUGCUAGUUGAAGCAAAGCAUUCUAUUGCAUAUGUAACUUUAAACAAAAAUUACUCUUUUCAAUUCUGUCUAAAUCUGUCUAGACAGACACAUGUUUUUUAAAAUUUUAUCAGCAUCUUCUACCUUGACUGAAAACACAUCCAUCGUUUAAUAAUUCUAUCUUAAGACCAUUGCAUCAUCAACAAAAUAUAAUUUACAAUUUUUUUUGGAUGUCAGGUUAAAUAAUGUCUUCACGUCAGGAGUUGAAUCUCAUGAGAAAUUCACUGCAACGACUGGUUUCCUUUAGAUAUGUUGGACAUCUUCUAGAGAGACAAGAUGGUGGCUUAGGGCACUUUGCAGCCAAGCUGGCAAAAGAUGGCUUCUUCCACAAGGAUAAUGGAGUUAUGUGCAUAGGGUAGGAAAGCUCCACUCGCUGGAAUAUCCCUAUUAAUUAUGAUCUACUUUUGAAAAGAGCUAAAAUUCACCCACCUGGAUCCAUGCAGUAGUGUAAUUAAAAUAGAACUGAAAAGUUAAUAUUAUGAUGACUAACUGAUUUCUGAACUUGAAUUCUGUGCUAAAUGAAUAUUUAAUUUGCUUAACAAAAGUUUAUGAUUUAAUUGAUCAGUGGUUCCCAACCUUUUCGAUUCAUGGCCCUUUUAGAAUAGAUUUUUUGGGGGGGGGGGGGGGGGCGACGACGACACCCGAUACUAUGUUGAGUUAUUAGUGUUUAGGAGAUUCCUGGAGCAGCCGUGGAGUCCCUUGAGACAUGCACGUCUAGCCCUUAGGGUUCCACACUGCACUAGAAAAUGAUAUGCAUUAUGUAAACUUAUAGCUCUUUAUGCACAUGACAAAUAGGUUUUAAAAACAUUUUUGUCCUUAAGAUGUAAAAAAAGAACUUCAUUUGAAGAUCUUCAUCAUCUCGGUGAGCCAUUUCACAAUGGCACAUGUCCUAUAGAGGAGGAAGACAAUGAUAUGACCUACAUUCAACAGUUCAUGGGAGGCCCUCAAACUGAUGAUGCCAUCACCGAUGGGUAAGUUUAUUACUUUUAUCUCCCGCCUGUUUGAGGUGCCUUGCAACUUCACUUGUAUUUAAAUUUAAGCUCUCUUUUAUAUUCCUUCCCAAGAGAAAACCGUUCUAAAGAAUGUUGACAAACUUGUUGUUUUAUUACAGCUCUCCAAGUGACAUCUUAGAUGACAUUGGAGUCAAGGUGAAACAUGACCCUGGUGAGGUGAAACAUGACCCUGGUGAGUUGACAUCAAUGAGUGCACAUCGUUUGGUGAUUACUACAUCAACACAUUUAAAUUAGCCAUAAUUUGAAGGAGUAAUUUAAAUGGUAACGGUCAGUCUCCGAUAAUGAUCAGUCUCCAAUAAUGGUCAGUCUCUGAUAAUGGUCGGUCUCUGAUGAUGGUCAGUCUCUGAUAAUGGUCGGUCUGUGAUAAUAGUUGGUCUCUGAUAAUGGUGGUUCUCUAGCUAUCAUAGCUAUUACUUAUGAUUUCAAGAGAGGUCUGAAAGGGUUAAUGUAUAUUUUAAAUAUUUUUUCUUCAAUGCAAAAGAUUUCACCAGCCUUGCUACAAGAUUGAGUUCAUUUAAAAAUGUCACUUGGGCUAAAGAGGGUCGUGGUGACCGACUGGCCAGACACGGAUUAUAUUACUUUGGUAAGUGUAAGCUUUUUCAUUUGUGUGUUUUAUAUUUGUGAGAUGAAUUUGUAUAAUGUUUAUAACAUACAUUCAUGUUGUAUAAUAUUGGAGGGGCUAUUCUAUCCCCAAGGAGCCUCAUGAAAAUCUGUAAGGCUGCUUCUGAAACAAAAUUAAAAUGUUCUAAAAUAGUUAAAUUUAACCUACAUUGGGUUUGACCAAAAUUUUACUAAGCUCAUGCUUUACUUAUAUACAUUACUGUUUUACUGCAUUUAUUAACUAGGUGCUUGAAAAUAUGUGGGUGCUUUUUUUUAAUCAAUUGAGGCUGUACUGAUUAGUCGCAAAAUGUCAGAUAAGGCAGUUAAUUAUCUGGCAAUUAAUUGGUACAACCCUAGCAUUAUAAAUGAGCCUGAUCAUGUCUUCAAAAACACACUGAUCAUGUAUUUAAUUAGAGACCGACCGAAAGUGAUUUUCUGAUUUCGGCCGAAGCCGAAAAUAGGCAGAAAGUUUAAAAUGACUUUCGUCCGAAACCGAAAAAAGGCAGAAAGUUUAAAAAUGACUUUCGGCCGAAACCGAAAAAAGACCGAACGUUAAAAAUGAAUUUCGGCCGAAACCGAAGCCGAAACCGAAAAUGAAAUAUUAAGAUAUUUUGAAAUUCGUUCCCGCAUACAUUCUGCUUACAUCGAAAAUGAUGUGGGAAAAUAUAAAUAUUGACAUUCUUUUUAUAAAAAUGAGAUAAUCGUAAAUAUUAAUUAAUAAAAAUCUAAUUUAGGGUUCUCAAACUCGCGGCCAGCGAGCCAUUUGUGACCCGCAAGACGAUAUUUUGCGGCCCGCUACAUGACAGAAAAGUUUAGUGUAAAUGCGCCGGCCCGUUUCCCCCAUUCUCAUAUAUAUAACGUGACUCUCCGCGACGGUUUCAGUCGAAUCUCACCGACUAAUCUAAUUCUGAUUUUUUUUUUAAUGUCUCUAUAUAUUUUUGUAUGCCAGCUCUCUGGCAACAGUGAGUAGGUGGAUGAAAGUGAAUCCUAGUUCUUGAGAACCCUUAAUGAUUUUUUUGUUAUUUAUAAAGGUUGACCAGAUUGUAACAGUUGUAAUCGCUUUUUUGUGGAUUACUUGAUGCGGCCCAGUCUCAUUCAGACACUACCUCCUGUGCCCCCCCCCCAUAAUUUGAGUUUGAUACCCUUGAUCUAAUGAAUACUUUGGAUUUUACCAUUUCAAUAUAAAACUAAUUUAAAUUGCUUUACAAUUUUUUUCAAAUUUGUAUUGUAGGAGAAAAUUUGGCAGAACUUGGGGAGUGGGGGGGGGGGGGGGAGGGGAAAUUAAUGCAAAAUAUUAUUUUUUUUAAACCGGGUCUCUAAAAAAUGUGGUUCUAAAAGAUCACUUAAUUUGUUGUUAAAGAUCGCUUAGUUUGUUGUUAAAGAUCGGUGAGUUUGUUCAUAAAGAUCGCUUAGAUUGUUCUAAAAUAUCUCUUAGUUUAAUCUUAAUGAUCGCUUAAUUUGUUCUUAAAGAAAGCUUAGUUUGUUUUAAGAUCAUUUAGUUUGUUGUUAAAGAUCGUUUAAUUUGUUGUUCAAAAUCAGUGAGUUUGUUCAUAAAGAUCGCUUAGAUUCUUCUAAAAUAUCGCUUAGUUUAAUCUUAAAGAUGGCUUAGUUUAAUCUUAAAGAUCGCUUAAUUUGUUCUUAAAGAAAGCUUAGUUUGUUGUUAAAGAUCGUUUAGUUUGUUGUUAAAGAUCGUUUAGUUUGUUCUUAAAGAUCGUUUAGUUUGUUCUUAAAGAUCGUUUAGUUUGUUCUUAAAGAUCCUUUAGUUUGUUGUUAGAGAUGGUUUAGUUUGUUCUUAAAGAUCGUUUAGUUUGUUGUUAAAGAUUGUUUAGUUUGUUGUUAAAGAUCGUUUAGUUUAUUGUAAAAGAUCGUUUAGUUUGUUGUUAAAGAUUGUUUAGUUUGUUGUUAAAGAUCGUUUAGUUUGUUGUUAAAGAUCUUUUAGUUUUUUGUUAAAGAUCGCAUUAGUUUGUUGUUAAAGAUCGUCUAGUUUUGUUAAUGAUCGCUAUAUUUCUUCUUAAAGAUCGUUUAGUUUGUUCAUAAAGAUCGCUUAGUUUGUUGUAAAUUCGCUUUGUUUUUUCAUAAAGAUCGCUUAGUUUGAUCUUAAAGAUCUUUCAGUUUGUUUUUAAAGAACAUUUAGUCUUCUGUUAAAGAUCGCUUAGUUUAUUCUUAUAAAUCAUUAAAGAUCAUUUGUUUUGUUCUUAAAGAUCAUUUAGUUUGGUCUUAAAAAUUGUUUAGUUUGUUCUUUAAGAUCGUUUAGUUUGUUAUUAAUGAUUGCUUAGAUAGUUCUUAAAGAUGCUUAGUUUGUUUUAAAUAUCGUUUAGUUUGUUCAUAAAUGUUGUUUAGUUUGUUGUUAAAUCUCAUUUAGUUUGUUCUCAAAGAUCGCUUAAUUUGUUCUUAAAUGUCGCCUAGUUUGUUGUUAAAUAUCGCUUUCGCUGAGUAUUAAAUGACCGAAAACCUGAGUCACUUUCGGCCGUCCCGGCCGAAAGUCUAAGUCAAUUUCGUCCGAAACCGAAGAAAAACCGAAAGUUAACUUUUCUCUUUCGGCCGAAACUGAAAUUAAGCCGAAAGUUAACUUUCCAGUUUCGGCCGAAACCCAAACUUGGCCGGAAGUGAUAAAAUGGCCACUUUCGGCGCCGAAGCCGAAAUUCGGUCGGCCUCUACAUUUAAUUUUCAUUGUCAUUUUUGUGUGGAUACAAUCACAAAUUUUAAGACAUAGAGGAGCACAUUGUCCAAAUAAACAUUCUUGUGUUCUGUUUAGGCUGAGCGAAUUGACAUCACCUGUCGUACUUUGCUAUCACCUGUCCUAGUUUGCCAUCACCUGUCCUAGUUUGCCAUCACCUCUCCUAGUUUGCUAUCACCUGUCCUAGUUGACCUGUCUUUGGUGUAUAAUAAAAUGCAAGAUAACAUGAAUCUUCAAAGUUAAUUACCAUAAACAAAAAGUUUAAGAUUGUUUUUAAAUUUUCAAAUCUGAAACAAAGAUAUUAGUUCUUCUUUCACAAUGUUUUAAAUUAUUACAAUUUAAUGAAUUUUUUUAUUAUUGAAUCAGCAAUUUAAAUUUCAUAUUUGUUUCGAGGAAUAAAAAGGAUAUUUCUUAAGUGCAAAAUUUUUGUAACCACGCUUAUCUCAUUUAUGAUAAAAAAUUGUAUGCUCUUUAUUUUUUAAAAUUUAAACAGGAGUUGGAGACACACUGAGAUGCUUCCAAUGUAAGUUACAAUUCAGCUGUGUUUCCGACAUUGGUGUGGAGCGAAUCCUGCACCGUCACAGACAGGAUUCCCCAGCAUGCUCUCAUGACAGUACAACAAACGAGGAAAGUGGAUGACUGCCCAAUCUGUGCCUGUCACAGACAAACAUCUCCACCAUGUUCUUAUGACAGUACAACAAACUAUGAAAGUGGAUGACUGCCCAAUAUGUGCCUGUUUCUUCUUCUCUUCUUCUAUAUUUUGUUGGCCAACGAUCAAUGUAUUGAUCAUUCUGGCCCCUAUGUUUCAGAGGGGUUCACGAUGUUACUGUGCAUAGUUUUGAAAGGGAUCCUUCACUGGUUGCAAGGGCUACUCAGCAAUGGUAUUAGGAACUGGGGGUUGGAAGCCAGGAGGCAAUAAAAGCAAAUGUGUCAAGUGUAGUCGCCUCAACUGUUGCUUUUGGAAGCUUGUUCCAGUCCCUAAUUCAUAUUAAUGAACAUUUGGAGAAGUAAAUAUGCACCUGGACAACUACCCACUCUCUGUCUUCUCUCAAUUGGUUUUAUAGCUAUCCCAAACAAAUCAGGUAACAGACACCUAAUAUGCCUUCAAUCACUAGCCACAUGCACUGCACAUUAAGAAAAUGCUGAAUUGCAAAAUAAAAUUAAGGUAAUAUAUACCCAACUUGAACUAUCUUUGGAGUUCACUUAAUUCUGUGAUAUUCUGGGGCAUUCAACUAUAUUUAAAAGAUAUCUGCCAUAAUUCCAGUAGUGUUGAUGACAGUUCAUAUUGUUUUUAGUUUCCUCUUAAGGGACCACUUAGCUUGACCCAUUGAACAUUCGGAAUCGAAGCAUUUUUACCAUGAUAUUUCUAUUGCAGAUGUGUUUUUUUUUGGUCUCCCCCACCCUGCCAUAAAUUACAUAUCAAUUAUAUUGUAUAACUCUUUGAAUGAGGCAGCUGAUCUGAAACAAUAUGCCAGGUGUUAAAGCCAUAUUUUGUCUGCAAGAAAUGAAACUCCACUGUAGUAAAUUUUCAAACACUUGUAACUUGAUAAUUGAAAUAAGGCCUUUUUGUCACUGUCAAAUUACAUGAUGCUACUUUAGUUAUAUCUUGACCCGUAUUUUGUUGUUGGAAUCUGAGCCGAAUGGAAUUUUUUUCCCCAGUUGUAUCCAGUUGAAGUCAGUCAUGUCUGUCUGAUGAUUGGGUUAGGGCUUGAGCACUUGACUAUAAAGAGUUUUUAUGUAUGGUUUUUGUGUGUAAAAAGUUAAUAAAUUUAAAGAAAGGUAUAUGUUUUUGCGUGCACAAAGUUAAUAAAUUUAAAGAAAGGUAUAUGUUUUUUUGUUUAAAAUGUUAAUAAAUUUAAGAAAGAUAUAUGUUUUUGUGUAUAAAAAGUUAAUAAAUUUAAAGAAAGGUGUAUGUUUUUUUUUUUUAGAAAGAUAUACUUGUAUAUAGGAGGUUUGAUGUGUAUAUAAAAGAGGAAAUAAGAAUGAGAAGAAAUGGAGUGAGUAAGAUUGGUGUGAGGUUUUGAGAGCAUACAAGAGACAUGUGGACAAGAUUCUUUUUUUUUUGUGUUGAUUUAAGUACGCCGAUGGAACAACCAACAGCGGCAAAUCCAAGGGAGGGGGAUUGGCAAUAUAUGUUUACAAAAACUACUGUAGCAUCAACAACAUUACAGUGAAACAUGUAGCUUGUACACCCGCCAUAGAACUACUCUGCAUCACCUUAACGCCAUUUUACCUACCUAGGGAGUUCACCCAAAUCUGUAUCAUCCUCACUUACCUUCCACCUAAUGCCAACAAGCUGCAGGCUAUUGAGAGACUUUUGGAUGUAAUCCAUGAAAACUAAGACUCCAAAAGUCUGGCAUUCAGCGUGCUCCCCCUGAAAUCAUAAAUCUUAAUGAGAACUAAUAAGUCCCUGAUAUUGUUAAGAGAAUUGACUGAAAGGCUGUUUUUUUUCGACUAGUGAAAUAAUUUAAUGUGGAUGUCUCUUGUUCAAAUUGUUUUAUUUAUGUGCUGAAAAUGUACAAUGCAAUCAAAAAGCAUUUCUAUUUGUUUGGAUCAAUAAAAGAAUUUUAUCUUAUCUUAAAUGGAAAUAUCUUUUGAUAACAGUGUACAUAUUCAUUUUCAGCAAACUUUGUAAACAUACUUUUCAUAAUCCGUCUUAAAAUAUUAGUUGAUUUCAAACUAAUGAUAUAGACAUCUCAUAUUCUUGUGCUGGGAAAGGGGGGCUUUAUCUUUGGCUUUUUUUCAACACAGUUUAAGGGACAUUUUUUAAAAUCAAAAGUUUGUUCAUUAACAACCUAGAUUCCUCAUUGCUUUGAAAUAUUGAAUUGCUAUCUGAAUGAUUUUAAUUGUGCCCUUAUCUUAGGGAUAACUAAAAUGGCACCCCUUGGAAUUGGAAUCCUAAAUAAUUUUAAUUUAUAAACGGCCCUAGCUUUAGCGAAUAUCAUUUUUAAACAAGACAUCUUUUUAAAAGUAAGAUUUGUCUUUAAAUGAUUGUUUUUUUUCCCAAAUCCAAUAGAUUUAAAACUGAGCCUUGCACCAAAUUAUAGCUCCCUAUAACUUUGUGAGCCAUAACUUUGUGAGCCAGAUAUAAACAGUUGAAUGUUAUGAAAUGCAUCGAGCUAAUCUAGAAAUUUCUCUCACAAAGUUAAUAAAAUAGAGGGGAAAAUAAAGGGGAAGAGAGAUGCGAUGAGAAAAUUUAAAGACUGUAGACAACCCUCUGCCAGUUGUACUCCCAACUACUUGAGGUUGUGUCCAGCACAGGGG